CAAGAAAUGAUGCUCAUAGCAAUUAUCUUCAUUGUCUUAACUCUUUUUCUCGGCCAUCUCGGCCAUCAUUGGUCUAGAAACAGGAAUUCCCUGGUGACAAAUUGGCCUGUACUUGGAAUGCUUCCAGGGCUAUUUUGUAACUUGGAUCGAAUUUUUGAUUUUUUCACCCAUGAUAUUCUUGAUUUGUGUGGGGGAACAUUCAAGUUCAAGGGACCUUGGUUUCCUAGCUUGGAUUUUGUGCUCACCAGCAAUCCCAUGAAUGUCAAUUACAUAUUGUCCAAAAAUUUUCUCAACUACGAAAAGGGUUCAGAGUUCAGGGAAAUUUUUAAGCCCUUUGGGGAUGGAAUUGUCACUUCAGAUUCUGAUUCGUGGAAAAGCCAGAGGAAGAGUUUGCAUUCAAUAAUGCUGAAGAACAACAAGUUUGUAAACUACCAAGACAUAGUCUUCAGGCAGGUGCUGGAGAAAGGUCUAAUCCCAGUUCUUGAACAUAUAGUGCAACAGGGAACCGAGAUGGAUCUUGAAGAUGUUCUUCAACGGUUCGACUAUGACAAUAUUUGCUUGUUGGCUUUGGGAUUUGACUCUAAAGCUCUGUCUGUUUCAUUCCCUGAAGUUCCAAGCAAGGCGGCAUUCAAUGAUAUAGAGGAUAGUUUGAUGUGCAGGUAUUUGAUGCCUGUAAUCAUCUGGAAGCUGCAAAGAUGGCUGCAAAUAGGUGAGGAAAAAAGGUUGAGUAAAGCUAUGAAAAUAGCUGAUCAUUUUCUUUACGACUGCAUUUCCUCGAAACGAGAAAAGCUGAGAAGCAGAAACAGAGUUGAGGAAGAUGAAUUCGACUUGUUGACAGCUUUGUUGGUCGAACAAGAAGGAGAAAUUUUGACUGUUUCUGGAAAAAUAUCCGAUAAGUUUCUAAGAGACACUGCAUUCAAUUUCAUGGCAGCUGGGAAAGACACUAUCAGCGCAUGCCUGUCUUGGUUUUUCUGGCUUAUUGCAACAAAUCCAUCUGUAGAAACCAAGAUUUUACAAGAGAUCAAAGCCAAUUCUCCAACAAGUAAAGACAGGAACAUGAUUCUGUUUUUCACCGGGGAAGAACUUAAUCAAUUCACUUACCUACAUGCAGCCUUGUGCGAGACAUUAAGACUUUAUCCACCAGUACCUAUCAAUCAUAAAAACUCAAUCCAACCAGAUGUUCUUCCCAGUGGUGAACAUGUUGAUGGAAACACGAGGAUCUUGGUUUCUUUCUAUUCCAUGGGAAGGAAUGAAGAAAUCUGGGGUAAAGAUUGUUUAGAAUUCAAACCAGAAAGGUGGAUUUCGGAGAAUGGAGACAUAUUGCAUGUGCCAACGUACAAAUUUUCUGCAUUUAGUGCAGGGCCAAGGACUUGUUUAGGCAAGGAUAUGAGUUUCAAACAGAUGAAGUUAGUGACAAUCAAUGUACUGUGGAAUUAUCAGGUUGAACUGGUCGAAGGGCAGCCUAUUGCGCCAAGCAAAUCCAUCACACUUCACAUUGAAAAUGGUUUGAAGGUUAGAAUCAAGAAAAGAGAUAUCUGA
Durio zibethinus is the source of this 1539-nucleotide messenger RNA. The record is from RefSeq and is a predicted model, not a curated record. Lineage: Eukaryota; Viridiplantae; Streptophyta; Magnoliopsida; Malvales; Malvaceae.